Molecule: messenger RNA, 1051 nt
Organism: Salvia miltiorrhiza (redroot sage)
Lineage: Eukaryota; Viridiplantae; Streptophyta; Magnoliopsida; Lamiales; Lamiaceae
Product: ubiquitin-conjugating enzyme E2 7
Exons: 6
Coding region: 233-739 (168 amino acids)
Biological process (GO): protein polyubiquitination; ubiquitin-dependent protein catabolic process
Molecular function (GO): ubiquitin conjugating enzyme activity
Source: RefSeq, a predicted model, not a curated record
AAACCCAAUUGGCCGACGCGAUUUUUACAUAUUUUGCGAAAAAAGGUAAAAGAGAGAGGAAAAAGCGCCGACUAAUAAUAGCACUUUAAACACCCGCUGCCUCGUGUGUAUAUAUAUAUGUGUGUAUACAUAAAUAUACGUAUUUAUAAUUUUUCUGCAGCCCUUCUCCCCCAAUUUCCCUUCUUCCCCAUUUCAAUUUUCAAUUUUUCUUUUUAAUUUUUUCUAAUUCUCGAUGGCUUCACCCUCUCAAGCUAGCCUCCUCCUUCAGAAACAGCUGAAAGAUCUGUGCAAAAACCCCGUGGACGGAUUUUCCGCCGGAUUAUUGGACGAGACCAAUCUGUUUGAAUGGAGUGUUACGAUUAUUGGGCCUCCCGAUACCCUGUAUGAGGGAGGUUUCUUCAAUGCUAUAAUGAGCUUCCCAUCAGAUUACCCGAACAGUCCUCCAACAGUAAGAUUUACCUCAGAAGUCUGGCAUCCCAAUGUUUACGCUGACGGAAAGGUUUGCAUUUCCAUUCUUCAUCCUCCUGGCGAUGAUCCGAACGGCUAUGAGCUUGCUAGUGAGCGAUGGUCACCUGUCCACACGGUGGAGAGCAUAGUUCUUAGCAUCAUAUCAAUGCUUUCAAGCCCUAAUGACGAGUCUCCUGCUAACGUUGAAGCUGCUAAGGAAUGGAGAGAACGGAGGGAUGAUUUCAAGAAGAAAGUUAGUCGUUGCGUAAGACGAUCUCAAGAAAUGCUUUAAGCGAAAAUCCCAAAUGCUGCUUCAUGCUACUUCCUGAAACAAAACAAAAAAUUGAAAAAAAUGGUGUCAACUGAAGAAUGGGGAUUCCUUUCUUUCACCGACUUGUGCAAACCAUUCGAUUUCAUUACGACCAUACGCUAUCAUCUCUUAAUGGCUUUUUGUGUUUUGGCCUAUUCGAUUCAAGUUUGUUCAAGUAGAACCCAUUCACAGUUGCACAUGGAAUUCUAUGGGAAAUGUUUUUGACUUCUGGCGGUCAUCCAGUAUUGGCUGGUCGUAAGACUCUGUAAUUAUCGACGGCUACUUUUCUCUGCA